AUGGCUUCCGUACUAUCGACUCGCGCGGUCAGGACCGCUUCCUGCUCCGCAUGCCGCUCCCUCGCUCGUCCCAACUCGAUCGCAGCCGGUCUCCUUCCGCGGCGAGGACUCUCGACGGCCACCGAAGAUGCAGCAGUUAACCAUGCGGACAAGCCCCGGUGGUCGUACACGCCGCCUCGUGCCAAAGCGCCGUUCUCCUUGAGACUCAACUCCAACCGCCCCGAGUUCCCCGUGAACUCUGACCCCAAGGUUCUGGACCGGUUCUACAUCCUCAUGCUCGGAAACGACGGUGACAAGAUGCUCUCGGAGGAGACCAAGUGGCUCGCAGUGACACACAAGAGUUUCGAUCAGGGCCGGAGAGGUUUCAAUGACCGUUUGGCCUUCCUGGGCAAGCGUAUUGUUCAGCUGCAGGCUUCGUUGGCUCUGGUUCAGAGUCCUAGCAACGCUGCUAAAUCUGCCACCCCCGAUGCGUAUGGCCGGGUCCCCUUCACUCACCCGGCUUUGGAUAGCCUGGACAACCUCGACUACAACACGAAGAGCUUCCUUACGAGCAAGACGAAGCUGUCGGAAUUGGCUCACAAGUAUGACAUGCAGAGAGUUGUGAGAUGGUGCCCUCGGAAGCCCAACAACCUCGAAAGCUCUGGAAUGGACCUCGUUCUCGCCCACACAAUGUACGCUGUGAUCGGUGCCAUCUCCCUGGAGAAGGGCAAUGCUGUUGCGAACAAGGUGGCCCGUGAGCGCAUAUUAGCACCUCUGGGAUUUAAGAUCGCGGCUUGA
Molecule: messenger RNA, 777 nt
Organism: Aspergillus luchuensis
Lineage: Eukaryota; Fungi; Ascomycota; Eurotiomycetes; Eurotiales; Aspergillaceae
Product: mitochondrial 54S ribosomal protein mL57
Exons: 3
Coding region: 1-777 (258 amino acids)
Biological process (GO): RNA processing; mitochondrial translation
Cellular component (GO): mitochondrial large ribosomal subunit
Molecular function (GO): ribonuclease III activity; structural constituent of ribosome
Source: RefSeq, a predicted model, not a curated record